Molecule: messenger RNA, 1208 nt
Organism: Medicago truncatula (barrel medic)
Lineage: Eukaryota; Viridiplantae; Streptophyta; Magnoliopsida; Fabales; Fabaceae
Product: 28 kDa ribonucleoprotein, chloroplastic
Exons: 4
Coding region: 70-927 (285 amino acids)
Biological process (GO): chloroplast rRNA processing
Cellular component (GO): chloroplast thylakoid membrane
Molecular function (GO): mRNA binding
Source: RefSeq, a predicted model, not a curated record
CUUAUUAAACAAAACUCUCCAACUUAUGCACCUUAGUUUUACACCAUUCACCACUACCAUCACAACAACAUGGCCACUGCAGCAGGCAUGGCCUCAUUGUUUUCAUCUUCCAUCAACACUGUCAAAUGUCUACGUUCCAAAAACUCCUCAUUAGAUACAUCUUCAAACCGCAUGUUUGUAUCUUUGAUCUCACAAUCCUCAGUGGAACCUUUGUCCAUUGGUACAACUGUUUCACACAAGCUAUGGUUUCCUAGAAUUUCUGUUGCUGUUGCACAGGAAGAGGCUGUUGUGGCUGUUGAGGAUGAAGAGAAAGUUGUAGUGGAAGAGGAAGAAAAAGAAGAAGAAGAAGUAGUAGAAGAGAAGGAGAAUAUUGGAGGGGAAACUGUAGCUGAAGUAGACACUAGGACUAAGCUUUAUUUUGGUAAUUUGCCUUAUAGUGUUGAUAGUGCACUACUUGCAGGGCUAAUUGAGGAGUAUGGUAGUGCAGAAUUGAUUGAGGUUCUUUAUGACAGAGACACCGGAAAAAGUAGAGGCUUUGCAUUUGUGACAAUGAGUUGUGUUGAAGAUUGUAACGCAGUAAUUCAAAAUCUUGACGGGAAAGAGUUCAUGGGGCGAACCUUGCGGGUGAAUUUCUCUGACAAACCUAAACCAAAAGAACCAUUGUAUCCUGAAACUGAGUACAAGCUUUUUGUUGGGAACUUGGCUUGGACAGUAACUUCUGAGAGUCUUACACAAGCCUUUCAAGAACAUGGAACUGUUGUUGGAGCUAGGGUGUUAUUUGAUGGCGAAACCGGAAAGUCUCGUGGCUAUGGCUUUGUUUCCUAUGCCACUAAAUCAGAAAUGGAUACCGCCCUUGCAAUCAUGGAUAAUGUGGAACUAGAAGGACGAACAUUGCGCGUAAGCUUGGCUCAAGGAAAACGUUCAUAAGGCCGAUAGAAACUCGAAAAAAGCUCAUAGAUGUUCAACAAUGGUGCCAAAGAAAUGAGAAGGGGAUGGCCAUGUACCCCAUGAUGCACUUGCUUCACCUUGUGGUGUAUUAAUUAUUUCCUCCCAUUUUCAUAAGAUACACUGACCCAAAUGAUAUUUUGUUGCAUUAAAAUUUUAGCUAGUGCUAACAUUGGCUAUGUUAUAUUGCUUCUUUCAUUCUUGUCUCAAUGAAAAUCAUACAUUGAAUUGCAUAUUCUACUCUAUGCAACAUUUGCUAUGAA